Molecule: messenger RNA, 14394 nt
Organism: Paramuricea clavata
Lineage: Eukaryota; Metazoa; Cnidaria; Anthozoa; Malacalcyonacea; Plexauridae
Source: the annotation of a GenBank genome assembly
CAAGAAAGUAUUGAAAGUAUUUUAAUUAAGCAAGCAAACUAUGUCUCAAAUUUAUAGUAGUAUGGCUCAAUUCUAUUAUUUGCCUCCAAAUACAAGACUAACUACAUAUAAUAAAAGAAUUAACAUUAUUUUACACGUCUGAUACAUAUUAUUAACUGCACGAUCAGAGACUGCCCGGGGGGGACUUCUUAGGAAGGCUGUAAAGGGUGGGGGGUUCACUCGUUCCCAGCAUUUUAUAAUGACUCGCUAAUAACUCAAUUAUAUAACUUUUUUCAUUGUUUUUGUUUAUUUAUUUUAUAUUUAUUUACAGUAUUUAUUUGGACAUGAAGUGCUCUUCUAACAAAUCAUACAAAAUGUGAGAUUUUAUUGACAAAUUAUCAUGUCUAUCAAAUUUUAAACCAGUAUAUUGAUGGGCCAAUGAUUUCAUGGCAAAGUCAAAAUUUGACUUUUAUAUGGAUUGUGAAUUAUUGAUAGAAGCAGAAAAAGAUUGGAUUAAAUCAGUACUGGAACAAUAUAGAGUUUCCUACACUCGUGGUUUUAUACCUGACGAAGAUCCACUGGUAAUAAUAUUUAAUUACUUAAUUAAUAAUAAUUUGUUAUAUUUAUUUAUUUAACUACCGGAAAGCAACCAUAUUAAAGGUGAUCUACAGUCCGAUCUGCGCAUGUGCACAAAUGAGCCCACUUUUUAUGAUACAAACAGUUUAACUAUGUUUUGAGUUCUUGAAAAGCUUGAUUGUUGUUUCUUGAUCAUUUAUUAUACUCUAGAAGCUUGAAAAUAGAAAUAGUUGUCGAAUAAAGCUCAAUAUUUUGGACACAAAAAUGUAAACAAAGGCUUUGUUUACAUACGGACUGUAGAUCACCUUUAAAAAUAUAAAGCCCUGAGCUUAUACAGUUAUAUAUAAAGUACUCGAUUGUAAGCAUUUUUUGAUGGGCUUUGUAAACUGUAAACGAAAAAAUAUAAACAAUUUAACAUACAGUGUCAGUCUAUAUAUACAGUAGUCUAUAUAGAACAAAUUAUGUAACAUAUUAUAAUACUGUGAAUAUGUAAUUAAUUGUCACUUGUCUGAAUUGUUGGAAUCCCCGUUGAUACGUUAAUAAAUACCUGUCCAAUAAUAAGCUCAUGGACUUACACUCGGAGGGGCUUAUAUUUGGGGGGGGGGCUUAUAUUCUCAGGUUAUGGUCACUGUGAUUGCUCAAUUAAGACUCUCCCCUUUCAAUAUGAGUAAAAUCGCACAGUGUUAAAAUUGUAGAAUAAAAUUGCAGUUUAAUAUACUAGGUUAAUCACAACAUAUUUAAGUUCAGUUAUUCUUGAUGAAUUAAUGAAUCCAUAGUAUUACCCAUUAACUUUAAUAAAGGUGCAUUGCGCCCUAAUUAAUCCUACUUUAUUAUAUUUUACUCUGUCCAACGCCAGACGAUUUUAAUCGUCAAGGGGAAAUAUUAAUUAGCGCUGGUGCUUAGUGGGUUAUUAUUUAUCCAUGUAUCAAAACCCACUCCUGUCAACAUAUUUCACUGCAGGGAGGAAGUCAAAGUCCCCUAUAGAGAAAACUGACCCUGUAAAAUUCUGACCAUCCUGUCAUAAAUACAUAUAUAUUUUUUAUUCCCAAUUUUGUAGCUUGAGUUUAAAGAUCCAUAUUUCUCCCCAUGGGAUGAGAUAGUCAAAGACUUAGCUCAUCUUAUUCAAUGUGGAAAGCUUCGUGAAGCUGUGGAAAAUGUGAGUUAUUAAUUUUGUUCCACCCUCGACGAAUCUCGAUCUUCUUAGCAAUAAGCAAUUAUCAUGCAGCGAAUGGCAGUGUUGUAACGAGUCGAGUCAUUGACUCUGACUCGAGUCAACUCGAGUCGCUAUUUUCAGCGACUCGACUUGAGUCCAAAACGAAAAAUGACUCGACUCGACUCGAGUCAACAGCCCCAAAUGACUCGACUCGGACUCGACUUGCUGAUUUUGCUGUAAAUGACUCGAGUCAACUCAGCUACAACUUGUACAGAGUAAAUUCAUCACAAUUAUUGUGAUUGUAUUGCUUGGGAAGAACAAUGAGCCCUGUAAACAAUGAGAACUUUGAAACUUUAUAAGAAAAUAUAUGGGAUUUGCAUAGAAUAUAUUCCUGACGGGCAUAUACCUAUAUUACAUUCCUGUUUUUAGAAACAACGCUAGUGCCACAGUUUUUAAAAUUGAGUUUCAAAAUUUUUCGUCCUUAUACUAAUUCUGACAGGCUAUUUUCAUUUUUAGUAUUUAUGAAGGGCUAUAUAAUUUCAAAUUAACUUACAAAGCGUUGUUAAUUAAAGUCUAUUCUUUGUUAAUUCUGACUCCAGUUGCAACUUUUGCUAGUUGUAUGUACGUGCACUCGAUCAGCAGGCAUGAUGAGACAUCUCAUGUGGUUGUACUUAAUAUUGACUAAAACUGUGAUAUUGGCACAGCCUAUAGCUGCCCAGAUACUGUUAUUAAAUGACUAAAGUAAUUAGUUUAAAAUGCAAAUUUGAUUACUAAUUUCCGACUGCAAGCUAGGGUAGCUCAACUCAAGUCUAGAAAUUGACUCGACUCGACUUAAAUCAGUGACUCGACUUGACUCGAGUGAAGCCGCUGACUCGAGUGAAGCCGCUGACUCGACUCGACUCGAGUGAAGCCACUGACUCGACUCGAUCAAAAACUGAAAUGACUCGACUCGUGACUCGACCUUCGAGUGACUCGACUCGACUCGUGACUCGACCUGUAGGUGACUCGUUACAACACUGGCAAAUGGUGCAAUAGUCGAUCAAUCUGCAGAGAGAUACACAUAUCUGAUUUUGCAAGCAACUGUGAACUGUAAACGUUUUUCUGUGUUGUUACUUUUCAUAUUUCCAUUUGAAACGACCAACUGUAUACAAAUGGGGGAAAGUGUAAUUCUUACAAACAAUUAGCCAAUAGUAGUAUCAGGGUUAGGAAAUCGUAUUAAUUUGUUGUAUUACGUGUAGCAGUCUUGUAUUGGAGACAACUAUAUAUAAAUGCUGCAAUGCUUUGUCUACUGUAAAACCACCAAUUGUCCUUCACAUUCAGAUGCCAUUGUUAGAUCAUACUAAACUGGGUGGUGAACAAGACUGGGAUAGAGCAAAUUUGGUUCUCUCGGCGAUUGGAAAUGGAUAUGUCUGGCAAAAUGGUGAAGACGAUCCUGUCAAGGUAAUAAUUGCGAAUCAUAAUAAACCUAUUGAGCACUUUCCCUUCAGAAGUAAAAUUAUUUGGCAUUAGACAGAGUAAAGUAUUAAAGUACGAAGCCCUGGUGCAUUAACCCAUUGAGUCGCAUUGCGCUCUGAUGCACCCUACUUUAUUAUUUUACUCUGUCUAACACUGGUCAGAUUAUUUUACUCUAAUGCCAGACAAUUUUACUCGUCAAGGAGAGAGCGCUUGCGCUUAAUGGGUUAAGGGCAUGAAAAUGGCCCCUUAUAUGUAGUUGAUUAUAAUGGAGUGUGAUGACACUCUAGACACUCAGGUUUCAGUAUAUCAUAUUUUAAUAUUUAUUAUAAUUAACACACAUUAUGCAAGGCUGGCUUACAACAUAACUAACUGGAUUACAGAUCCCAAAUUACCACUAUAUCUUAUCUAGUAAUCACUAUCAUCAGAAGUUAUUUUGUGACCUACAGUAGUUGCAUCACUCAAUGAUUGAUGGUAACUCUUAAAUGCACCCAUUUUUAUUUAUUUUUUUUUCUUAUUUUUAGGUUAUCCCAAAAUGUUUGGCAGUGCCGUGGGUUUCAGUGGCAGAACACUCGGGUGAGAGGGACGAUCCAUCACAAUGCUUUAUUCAUCUGAUGUAAAUAACUAAAUGAAUCAGUGUCUAGGUGAACUAGCCAGGAAUUCAGGGCUUGAUAAACUGGGUGGGGUACAGGGGGCCAUGUGUUCCUCCUAACCUAAAGUAAAAGGGGGUGCAAGGUUGGUGCCAAUAUAUCCUUAUCAUAUCCAUUUUUUGUUUGGAAAGGCACUAUAUCUUGGCUAGUACCACCCUAAACCAACUGGUUGCCCAGAAUGCUGCUACCUGUAACUUUCUCUACAGUGCCUUUUUUAAGGAAUUUUCACUGGGGGGACAAAACAGGGAAAAAAGGCGGAACGAAAAAUAUGAGCCGUCGAGGUUUGGCGAACUCACGAGUCUGAAGAGAGAUUUUGUAAAACUUUAAUUUAUUAACUUCAGCUAUAUUUUACUUUAAACAAUAACUUCAACUCUUUGUAGCUAUAGUCGUACAGCUAUAACCAGUGGCGUAGCCAAACCUUAAUUUUGCGAGGGAGGGGGGGGCGAACUUCAGGCCAAAUGCGUGAGACUGUCUAGGAGGGUCUGGGGUCCGGAAAAUUUUGAAAUCUAGGGUCCCUGAAUUGCGAUUUCGGGGGUAAAAUUUAGCAGAAUUCCGAAGAUUAUAAAGUACAUCGAAGUCAUGAAUUUUUGCAGACAUUUCUACUCGGAAUUAAAUAAAUUGGAAAAGUCACCUUGAAAAAUAGGAGGAGGGGUCAGUGUCACCUUAUUUCCUCUCUGUGAUCUGGGGGGGGGGAUCCCAAUGUGAUUUUGAUCAGAAAUGUUGCAUUUAAAUCAUUUUAGGUUCUAUGAGACACCAUUUCCACAUUCUCAAAAUUGUGUUGCUUUUCAUACGAUACAGAAUAAGUCUGAGAAGAAAUAUUCAUGCUAUGAUGAUGCAUACAUGUAUUUAACAGUUAAAAAUCUAAACUAAAUCAUUCUAAUUUCUUCUUGGAACCAUAUCUACAACUGCUUUAACGAGAUUUUACAAAUCAAGUUCCUCCAGUAUAUCGUCUUUUUCCUCAGUCGAGACGUACUUAAUCAGUUUCAGCUUCGAGCAUGUAACGUGUACUCCCCCCCCCCCAAUUUCUCUACGGAUUUAGCCUUUCUCAGAGAAUGGUUUUUGUGGCGAUUGGGGGGGCUCUUAAUAUAACUUGAUAUUUUUAAGAAAAAAAUUUUGCAAUUAAACCUCCCAAAGCAAAAAAAACACAACACCUCUGCGGAGGAGAGUGCUAGGAAAUAGUCGCAAGGCUUGGAAAGGUUAGCAUUUUAUCGGAUUGUUUGCAUGAAAUCUAUCGCUAUUAUGAAAUACUCGGUGAAGAACAAUAUGAAUUACACACAAGAUGGCUGUGGAGGAGGCUAUGGAAGGGCGUAUUAAUCUCAUUAUCAAGUAACUCAACUGCAAUUCUGACAGCAAUCAUGAGCAAUUCUGCUUCGCACUUCGGGGGCAGAAAUGGCUUUACUGGGGGGGGGGGGCAAAUUCUUUCCCUGGGGGGCAAUUGCCCCCCCCCCCAGAUAUAUAGUUAAAAAAGGCACUGUUUCUCUACUGAUUAUAUGCACUUGGUCGACAGUCACACCCUGAACCAUAUAAACCAAGUCUCGAUGAGGCAUAAAAAAAAAUACCUGUGGUUCCGGUUCCCGACCAACCUUAUUUUUUUCUGCCGACUCUAUUAUUUUUUUCAACGCGAUUGACCGUGCAACCCUAUUUUCUCCAGGUGCAUGCAUGGUUGAGGGCUGCUCAUACAGCAUGCCAAAAUGGCAUCUGUUGUCACACUAAUUAUUGAACCAAAUUGCCUAAAUUCGUCCAUAGGAAAUACACAUCUCUAGUUAAUAUUGAUGGGACUCUACUGCAAAUCACCCAGCAAAAAAAACGCCAAAACCAUGAAAAAAAUAUUUAAAAAAAAAAUUAUUUCCGACCUACCGACCCUAAUUUUUUCACGAUAUGAAACCGGAACCACAGGUAUUUUUUUUUACGCCUAACCUAAAGCAAAAGGGGGUGCAAGGUUGGUGCCAAUAUAUCCCUAUCAUAUCCAUUUUUUGUUUGGAAAGGCACUAUAUCCUAGUACCACCCUAAACCAACUGCUUCCCCAGAAUGCUGCUACCUGUAGCUUUCUCUACUGAUUAGAUGCAUUUGGUCGACAGUCACACCCUGAACCAUAUAAACCAAGUCUCGAUGAGCACACCUCCCCCACCCCCUCCCUUCCCAGUUCUCACAGGAUCCAUCCCUGGAUAGAAUAACGGUGAUGGUUCUAGGAACAAAUCUGGGGCUUGAUAUUUCCUGAUACAGUAGUUCAUCUAAUGCUCAUGAAUUUAUAGGAUGGUUGGAAUUUUGUGUCGUAUUUUACACGCAGACAAAUUGUCAGACAAGCUACAGUAUCUUAGCCCAAGUUCCUUCACUGACAGGCGGAUUAUCUACGGUUGUCCUUUGUACGAAUUGGGUGGUGGGAACCAUCCAUUAUCGGGUGGUUACUGGUUAUAUAUACCUUUAAUAUAUUUACAUCCUAAUAUUUUAUAUUUUGCAGGUGCUUGUCCUGUAAUUGGCCAUUGGAAUGGAAUGCUUAAUAACUGGAGGAUCAAAGAUAAGACAAGGUAAAUGUGGACUUUAACUUUAAGGGGCUGUUUAUGGGCAAUUCCACAUGAGAGCUGAGAAAACACCAAAAAUUUAGACCAGGAGACUUUGAUAAAAACUACAAAUUUGUGGAGUACAUACUUUAUGUUUUUAUUGAUCGGAAAUCAUUAUGAACCGUCUUAAGAAACCUGGACAGGCCUAGAUUUAAUAUGAAUAUGUGAAGUAUUCGUACUAUGUAACGUCCCCAGCGAAGAAGUGUAAUGUCCGCAACAGCUCAUUUGUCUUCUUGGUAAAAACAGAAAAAAUAACUAGAAAUACAAUAUUGAUAUUUGCAAACUCAAAUAGUUCCCCUAAACGUUUUCAUUUCAUGGGAAAGUACGAUCACACAUUGUUGCCAAAUACACAUGGUUCAUUUUCGUGACAUCCGCAAUGCAUAUAUUUCCUUUAAUUUAAGAAGAACUAAAGUGAAAACAUUGGGAUUGUACCAGUGGCAUUUUUCUUUUACCAUGUACAGUACCUACAAAGACAUAGCAUUACAGUUUUUUUGCUUUUAAGCUAUAUUGAAAAAUAUCCUUAUUAUUUUGUCCCAAUGGCAAUGUAACGUCUGUAACAAAGAAAUGCUCUUACUUGUAUAUGCAUGAACUUGGUUAGCCGCACUGAGAGGUUAGCAAGCCAAAAUCGUCCGAAAUUAAAACUUGUUUUCAAGUGAAUAGUGCAAGGCCAAGGGUCAUUUGCAAAAGUCAAAUUCAUGCUUAUAAUAACACCAAUUUAAGAAAUAAAAAGUUUUAUCCAGAAAAAUAUCCAUUUCAGUUAAUAUCAUGAUUGUCUGGUAAACGAGGUGUUUUUGCUAGCCUGGUUACCUGGAUGGUGUCUAAUUUACAUGGUCUGGACCAAUUUCAGCCCAGCUAACCUGGUGUCCUAAGACUCAAGUGAGAUCCCAGCCACACGGCUCGCCUCAUGCGUGGCAGACUGGCAAUUGGCAAACCAGUCUCACAUAAAGACUUUAACUAAAAGAGCCCCUUCUUGUUCUUUAUACUUUUUAUUGUCUUUUUUCUAUGACAUUAACAGACCCUUGGAUAUAGAGUAAGUAUCGCUUGCUUUUGCAGCGUGUGAGCAUAAGCAAAAGCACGAUUAUUUGUCAUGGAGCAUUUGUCAGUUUUUGUAAUUCAUAUACUGUUUAUGUAUGAUAUCUUACAGUAAUAUAGAUACACAGUUUGUAUUCACUGGGUCAAAAGAUGAAUUUUGGUUUUGUGCCGUUACGUGGCAGUUAGAACUGCACGCUGUACCUGGUAUUAAGGUAGCUUAAUUAAACUCUAUUAAUUACUGAAUUAAUCUAUUAAACUAAGUAACUUUCUAACUGACUAACUAAACUGAAAUUACUGAAUAAUCUUUCGAGUGUCAAUUUUUCUUUUACUUCGUUUAGAGCGUGGUGGCAGCACAAAAGGUACAGUACUGUACGUUCCUUAACCGAUUAUUACUUUUGGUAAUAUCAGUUUAAAUUUUAAUUACUAAUCGCUCAGAGGAUAAGGGGCUGAUUAAUACAUGGGAAUUUUUCAGCCCGGGCUGAAUUUCAACCCGGUUAAAUUCUAUUCUAUAUCUAUAAAAAAACCUCAUCUUGGUCAACUUUUUCACUGUCAAAGUUUCCAGAUAUGAUGUCAUUAAGUGAAUUUUUAGUACAAAAAACAAAGGAAAACUAAUUUGCAAUUCACCUAAUGACAUCAUAUCCGGAAACUUUGACAGUGAAAAAGUUGAUCAAGAUGGAAUUUUUUAUUAUAACUAUAUAUUACAUUUCUUCUUCGAGUGACCCAAAUAUUACACAUACAAAAAAUCAUAUUUGGGGUUAGUCGCACUUUUAACCAAGCUGAAAUUGUUUCAUGAUUACAUGGCAAAGUUUAGCCCGGAUGAGUUAGGAUUUCAGUUUAAACCGGGGUGAAAUCUCAGCCCGGGAUGAAACGACCAAGUCGCAAAAAGGAGCUAUUCCGCUUCUUCGAAGAAUUUAAAAUAUUGUUCAUAUCUAUUAUUUGACUUCGGCGAGACGUGGUUGCAUUUAAAAAUACAACAGACAGAAAUAAAGCCACUUAAACGCUGUUUUUUCAACCCGCGUUGAAAUGUCCCGUCGAUCACAUGACGAGUUUCAAGCCGGUCAACCGGGAUGAAAUUUUCAGCCCGGGUAGUUUCAAAUUUUGCUCUCUGAAACAAUAAGGGAGGAGGGGGUGGGGGGAAAGAGAGGCACAUUGAUAAUAGAGGUUUGAAAAGGGGGAAUAAGACCCCUUUCCGAACUACAUAAUAAGGCAUGGCUCUUACUAGAGUUACUAGAGACAAAAUGUUAUUCGUGCACGUAGGUUACUAUGUAAUAUGUCAUCUUCCUAGGCUGUGACAGAUAAUAAUUACGAGUUACUACAGUCAUGUUUGGUCACUAUACGGAAAACAAUCGAGCAAUUGAAGGCAACGUUGGAAAGAAUGUUUGGUAAUGUUAAAUAGGCAAUUCCAGCUAUAGACUAAAUUUUGAUCUACGCCAGAAGAACGAAAUCCAUCACCACAGCUAGAAAGAGCAUGUUAGAAUUAGUAAAACUGCAAAGAUUGGUUGCGAAAUGUUGUAAAAUGAGGAAAAUAUUGUCCUGCGAAAUUUGCCAAUUUUAUAUUAAUUUCUUUUAUGCGCGGGAAAAUGCACCACAUUUGGGCUGAAAGUGGUGCAUUUUCCCGUGCGUAAUACAAAUUAAUACAAAAUUUGCAAAUUUCGUACGGCUAUAUUUUCCGCAUUUUACAACAUGUCGCAACCAAACUUUGCAAUUUUACUUAUUGUAACAUGCUCUUUCUUGCUGUGGUGAUGGAUUUCGUUCUUCUGGCGUAGAUCAAAAUUUAGUCUGUAUGCUGCAUAUAGUUUGGUUGGCUCUUGGCAACUGAUCUUGGUGGUUAGAGCGAUGAAUCGCAGGGCCGCUGUUCGAUUCUUGCCGAACGACCUUUAGUAUGCUGUUGUAUUUUUCGCAUCUGCAUGGACAAUAUCUGUAAAGUGCAGAACUACUAGAAAUGUAUUUUGACUUCAAAUUUUCAUUCUUUUAGAGCAUUGUCAUCCAGAAUUCUUUUAUACAAAGUUACGAAUAUUUUUAGCCGGGUAUGCAAUCUUUACCGAGUUUAAAAUUCAGAAUUUGGCAUCCUCAGAGAUGAUAUCGAAGAUUUUUUGCUGAUCUUCUUUCGCCAUUUUAUAGUUGGAAAAACUACAAGAAAUUUCCCGAAGGAAUGCUUUAUGAAGGAGUCAGUUCAAAACCAUUGCAGGUGUGUGCUAGGGCUGCACAAUAUAGCGGACCAUUAUCAUUUAUAGACCUGGAGCGAGGGAGAUUCGGCGAAAUAUUGCCCGAAGUGAUGAUAUUUCCCGAGGGGCUUUGCCCUGAGGGAAAUAUCAUCACUGAGGGUAAUAUUUCGCCGAAUCCCCCGAGCGGAGAGUCUAUAAAUGAUAUAUUAUACCGAAAAUUAAAAGCCUCAAAGUUGAGAAUUAAAAACUUGACACAUACCUUCGUGAAUACGAUGUUUUAUUUUCGGAUUAACGCAAGUAUCGUCGCUUUUCUUUCGAAUCACAUAUCGUUUGGAAUAUUAAUGACAAAGCUCCGGGUUUUAGGUUUGAAAAAGCCCCAGGUUUUAGGUUAAAAAUUGAAUUAUUCAUCACUCAUUAAUACUAUUUAUGUUUUGUCGGCCAUCUUAAGCUUCCUGAUUGAACAAUUUGAAUUUGAGGUAUAAUAUUACUGUAUGACCAUUGGUCCCAGAAAAUGUUUGAGGUUGGCAGAAAAAAAUGAAGGGUAAAAAGUCUUAAAGGACAUUGGCAAUAAAAAAUUAGUAUGUCUCAUUCAAAAGAACUCUUAAAAUUAUAUAUUAAACUCAAUUACCGAUUUGUCAUAUUUUGCUUAGUUUUCGAAAUAUUUAGACCGAAAUUAAUGAGCUUUCCGCCAUCUUGGAAAAAUUCUUUACCUCAUUAACUAGGUUUUGAUGACGUCAGGAGUUGGGUUAACCAUAUAAAACUACUCGAAAAUGACCGAAUAACAAUCCAAAAUUGUUUGAAAUGUUUUUAAUCAUUUUAAAUUUCUGACAGCAACCAGAAACGAAGUUUUGGACCCAUAUUGAUUGCUUACUCUCAAGAUAAAAAAUUAGCGUGACCCCUCUCUUGACGUAACAUGCAUAUCGUCAAUAAUCCAAGAUGGCGAACAGCUCACUUUUUUCAGUCGAAAUAUUUUGAAAACUAAGCAAGAUAUAAACAAUCUGUAAUAGAGUUUAAUAUGUAGUUUUAAGAGUUCUUUCAAAUGAACUAAACUAACUUUUUAUUGCCAAUGUCCUUUAAAGGAAAGAAAGUGAAGAAAGUUAGAGGUUGAAUAAGGAAAGGAGAAACAGAAAGAAAGGAAAUGAGACCAAAAGACACAACAGUGUACUAUACUGCAGUGAUUGCUCACAGUCUAGUCAAACUAAAUAUUUAAAGAAUAUACAAUCUCAUGAAUUCUCAUGCAUUAAUUUUAAAUAGCAUUUUGAAUUUACUGAUUCAUAAUAAUAUUAAAAUUCGGUCAGUGUACCAUUUUAGGGGUCAAAAAUUUUUUCGGGACAUCCCAAAAUUUUCCGGAACCUAACAAAAAUUUUGGAAAUAUCACAAAAUUGACCACAAAAUUUUACAGAAUUUGUCCCAUUUAUUUUGAAAAAAUAAAUUGCCCGACUGUUCAGCGAAUAUUGCCCGACUGCCCAACAAACUGGGCCAGCCGCCUGGUACGCCCAUGCGAAUCACUGAAUGACAAUUUUGAGUCUAAGUGCAGACUAUCAUGGUAAAUUAUGUACAUUAGCGUGUUUAAAAACAGUUAAGUAAUAUACAGUAUGAACAACGACAGCGAGUGUUUCAAUUUCGAGUGUUUGGAUAUCCCGGUGAGAUACGAGCUCGAGUUGUUUAUAUGGCUUCUCAAAUGAAUCGAGACGUAAGAGAAUGUUUUCGUUUGCUGAUUUGAAUACAAUUCUUAACCCAGCAUAACGUAAUUAGGAAUUCUAUUCAAGUAAUUUUGCAUGCGUAAUUAAGAUAUUUGAUGAAAACACUAGUGACUUUCAUCAAGUUUCACCGGGUUAUCCAAAUGGCAUCUUGUGAUCAAAUAGGUGAUUAUCAUUUGUUGAAUUGCUCAUGAAUUAUUAAUGAAUUUGAGAAAUUAAGUUUAAUACACUUUAACCCAUUGAGUGCAUGUCAGCACUCUCCACUUGACGAGUAAAAUCGUCUGGCGUUAGGCAGAGUAAAAUGUUAAAGUAGCGCGCAUUAGGGUGGAUUGCCACUUAAAGGGUUAAGAGGAUGCAUUGGGUAGUUUGUUUUGUUAACCCAUUGAGUGGCAGCACUCUCCACUUGACGAGUAAAAUCGUCUGGUUUUAGACAGAGUAAAAUGCUAGUAGUAGUAGGACGCAUCAAGGUGCAUUGCCACUUAAAGGGUUAAUAGAGCUUAGUCCUUAGUUUGGCUUUUGGUGGUAGGCUACUAUUACCAGCCUAGACUGCCACACAAUUCAUCCACAAACAAAGACCAACCAAUACCCGUGAGAUGAAAUUAAAUUAGGAAAACAUGACAUUGCCAGUGGUUUACUUACAGAACAUUUUUACAUUGGCCUUGCGGUCCCAAAGAAUGAAAUAUUUUUUGCAGCCCUGAACUGUGUACUGGACAGCUAGCUUUUUGUCAUCCAAUAGAACAUAGCCAUAUAUAAAAGAAUUUCAGCAUUCACUCUGAUAAUUACAGGUUGCCCUGUACCAUAUCUGUUGUAUGACAGCGCUUAGUGAAACUCACCUACCGUGGAUAAAUAAACCAAUUUGCUGAACUAAUUUAAUGUACAUGUCAGUUUUCAGGAGGCAGUGCCGCACAAAGUACAACAUUUCAAGUAUUUGAUGCAGUUCUUGGUAUAGUUCAUCCGAAAGUAGAAGGUACAGUAUGUGUAAUUUACAGUAAACGACCACCCAAAGAAAUUCCUGAUGGCUACCAUCAUCCAUGAUCCAUGAUGUUCAUCUACCAUCCUGAGAAAGCGUCGAAGUGUUUUUAUCUUUUUCAUGCAGCUCAGACACAAACCACGACAGUUUAUUGUAGAAUACUACUUACACUGGACCACCACAUUUGAGAUAUCUUUUUCAGGUAGUUCAGACACAAACCACGGCAGCUUUAUAUUGUAGAAUGUACCUACACUGGACCACCACGUUUGAGAUAUCUUUUUCAGGUAGUUCAGACACAAACCACGACAGCUUAUUGUACAAUACUAUCCACACUGGACCACCACGUUUGAAAUAUCUUUUUCAAGUAGUUCAGACACAAACCACGACAGAUUAUAUUUGUAGAAUACUACCUACAUUGGACCACCACGUUUGAAAUAUCUUUUUCAGGUAGUUCAGACACAAACCAUGACAGCUUAUUGUAGAAUACUACCUACACUGGACCACCACGUUUGAGAUAUAUUUUUCAUGUAGUUCAGACACAAACCACGACAGCUUAUUGUAGAAUACUACCUACACUGGACCACCACGUUUGAGAUAUCUUUUUCAGGUAGUUCAGACACAAACCACGACAGCUUAUUGUACAAUACUACCCACACUGGACCACCACGUUUGAAAUAUCUUUUUCAAGUAGUUCAGACACAAACCACGACAGAUUAUAUUUGUAGAAUACUACCUACUGUACAUUGGACCGCCACGUUUGAAAUAUCUUUUCAGGUAGUUCAGACACAAACCACGACAGCUUAUUGCACAAUACUACCCACACUGGACCACCACGUUUGAAAUAUCUUUUUCAAGUAGUUCAGACACAAACCACGACAGAUUAUAUUUGUAGAAUACUACCUACAUUGGACCACCACGUUUGAGAUAUCUUUUUCAUGUAGUUCAGACACAAACCACGACAGCUUAUUGUAGAAUACUACCUACACUGAACCACCUCGUUUGAGAUAUCUUCAGGCAUUUCAGACACAAACCAGGACAGCUUAUUGUAGAAUAUUACACUGCAUGGCAUCACUUUUUAUGUAUAGUUCACAACAAACGACUCUGCAUGAAAAUCCUUUAAUUCUCUCAAUAUUUACUUCACAUUUAGAUGGACAAAAAGCGUUUUUGGAAUCAAUGCUUGACUACAUGCCAAGGUGGCACAGAGAAUUUGUUCUGUACGUGAGAAAUGGUCCUUCAGUUCGCGACUAUGGUUAGUUAGACCGACCGUCGGCUAUAAGUAUGCCGAAAUCCAGUUAUCCUUUAUAGCCACAAACCGCCGUGGCUAUAAGUAUGCCGAAAUCUGGUAUCCUUUAUGGGCGCAAUUGGAAGGACACAGCUCAACCUGUUCAUGUGAGAUGAAAGAAUUGAAAUAAAUGCCAUAUAUUAAUAUGAUCAUAUAUUUUAGUACAGAAGAGCAAUGAUAACAAUCUAAAGGAACUCUAUAAUGAUUGCGUGGAAAGUUUAAUCCAGUUUCGAAGUUUUCAUGUUCAAAUCGUCACGAGGUUAGUCCAGCUUUGUCUACAGUUCAGUUCCGGUGGGCGAUCCGCUCAUCGGUCGGGUUGAUCGAUCUAAAGGCCGAUUUCCAUUCAGUGCAAAAUGUCGCAGGAUAGAUUUUUUGCGAUCGCUUUCUUUUGAAAUGUGUGCAGUUAACUACAGCUAAUGAGAUUUGUUCCGCUUGACUGUUUGUAUUUCAAAAGAAAGCGAUCGCAAGAGAUCGAUCGCGCAACAUUUUGCACUGAAUGGAAAACCGCCUUAACACGUGUUGACCACUGACGGUAUUUUUAGUAUACAAUACACAAAUAAAGAAUGUUUAUUCGUGCAAUGGUAAGAAUAUUUUCAUGAGGUGAAACAUGGAAUGUUCCAUUCAACGAGGCGACAGCCGAGUUGAAUGGAACAUUCCAUCUUUCACCGAAUGAAAAUAUUCGUACCAUUGUACGAAUAAACAUUAUUUAUUUGUGUAUUGUAUACUAAAAUGCACGAAUAAACAUUCAUUAUUUGUUUUAUAUAAUACCAAAGUAGACUAAUAGAAUAAAGUGCAAUGGAAUAAAACGUAAGAGUGCAAUGGAAUAAAACGUAUAGUACAAUUAAUCGAUUCAUUACGUAAUGUUUCUAUCAACGCC